AUGGAUUUCACACUGGCCGACUCCGACACCACUCUCCUCGAUUUUGACGAGUUUGACACACCUGUCAGUACUCCCGCAAGAGCUCAGCCUGUGGAUCUCGACUUCGGUCUUGAAGUUGCCGUCGAGACCUCCGGUAAUGGGGGUUCAGGGGGCGGAGGAUCCGGCAACUCCGUGUUCACCGACAUGUCUGACGAAGAAAAUAGCGAUGACGAUGACGACUCUCACGCACCUGUCCAUUAUUCCGCGAACUUCGUUGCCGUAGAUCCCAGCGAGGAUCUCGAACCGGCCAUGGAGCUUGCUGUGGAUGCUUCCGGCAAUGGGGGUGGUGGUGGAGGAUCUGGCAAUGUCGUGUGUGCCGACAUGUUCGAUGACGAUUCUGGCGAUGACGACGAUGGUUCUAUCAACCUCUGGACUCGUGAGGAUGCAAUCAGAGCCCUCCAGGUGGAAUUCUGGAUGUACCACCCCGACCGCAAGCCUGGAGAAUGCGCCCAUAAUUGCGAAAACAUAUCCGUUGGGCCCAACCAUCCCCAGUACGACUUAUACGUGCAGAUUCUGGCCCUCAUCAACCUUUACUACGACGAACUCGACCGCCAGGGGGGGUCAUGCCUGGUUGACGAUAUAAAGCGUCAAGUCAAAUUCGCAUGGGACAUUUUCAGGGCGAACGCUUCCCUCGGAACCAGCGAUUACUGGACCGGGCUCCUCCCUAGUCGAGCUAGAAUAAUGCUCACCCGCUUCGUCGUUUCCUACGACGAUAUUGAUGGAUCCAUCGCAGCCAUGCUUGGAGAGAUGGGCCACAUCCGGAUGCUACACCUUGACCCUUAG
Messenger RNA from Fusarium vanettenii 77-13-4, 822 nucleotides. RefSeq lists its product as uncharacterized. The record is from RefSeq and is a predicted model, not a curated record. Bases 1 to 822 code for a protein of 273 amino acids. The transcript has a single exon. NCBI's taxonomy places the organism in Eukaryota, Fungi, Ascomycota, Sordariomycetes, Hypocreales, Nectriaceae.